This is a messenger RNA of Acanthopagrus latus (yellowfin seabream), 1516 nucleotides long. RefSeq names its product epithelial mitogen homolog (mouse) (gene epgn). Lineage: Eukaryota; Metazoa; Chordata; Actinopteri; Spariformes; Sparidae. The record is from RefSeq and is a predicted model, not a curated record. The transcript is spliced from 5 exons. Gene Ontology annotation, biological process: epidermal growth factor receptor signaling pathway; positive regulation of cell population proliferation; positive regulation of mitotic nuclear division. The coding region runs from base 770 to 1267 and encodes 165 amino acids.
AUUCAAAAGUUAUUCUUAUUAAUGAAUUACAACUCGUUUAUAAAGCAUUUGUGUAAUGAUUUAUUAGCCGUUAAUGAAGAUAAUACAGCUCUCUUUCAGGCAUGUUGUACUGAGAUACAGCUUUGGCCACUGGGAAGCAUUUCUUUGACCUUUCUUUAGGUGCCGUCCAUUGAACAAUGCUUCACUUUCAUCCUCACAGCUUCUGUCACGCAUGCCUCCAUCAUUCUUGUAUAUUCAUCCUGUCCUUACUUGUUAUGUAAAGCUGAAGGCAGCAGAGAAAAAAAGAAAUUCUUCUGUUAAAACCCCACUGAAGAAACUUAAGACUUUCACAACAUCUGUGUUCGGCAAUGAAGCAACGCUCUUAAAACCGCAAAGCAGGUAUUUGAGUGAAGCUAUCAAUCUGCCGUGGGCUUACGUGGGUUCAGAGGCUUCCAAAGAAAAAAAAAAUCACACUUCUAAGGCUCCUGGGUAAUCACGUGGUCACCAGGUGUCAUCAUCAAACCUGAUGACUCUGCCUGUGCAUGCAGAGAGAGUCCGCACAAAAAGAAAAAAAAAAGGAAAUGAUGCAAAUGGAUUUUUUAGAGUUAAAUGCUUCUCAUUUAAAAAAGAAAAAAAAAAGAGAAAAGAAAUCUGCGGUUUAUUGAUUGGCUGGUAAAAUCCUCUCACCAGUCGGGAGACGGUAUAUAUAAGCCGAGCAAAGAGCUGAAUACACUCAGUUGCACUGAGCACCGAGCUGAGAACAUCAGACGUCACAGCAACAGGAGACGAGAUGUUUACACAAAGACAGACACACCUGGAGAAUGCCCUCCUCUCAGCAGUGGCAGUGCUGCUCCUCCUCCUGACUCCUCCAGGACAGUCUGCGACGCUGAGCGACGAGCUGCAGACCACGGCGGCCCCAACUCUGUCAGGCACCGCUCCGACCACACAGCCCAACAACAGCAGCAUGGAGGAACCUCUGGUCCUGCGCUCACACAAGCCCUGCGGAAGCGAACAUGCGAACUGGUGUGAGAACGGUGGAACGUGCAUGUUCCCCCAAGAUAGUGACAAACCUUCUUGCAUCUGCACGUCCUCAUACACCGGACACCGCUGCAUGUUCGUCAGCGAUCUCACUCACACUCUGCCUGAGUCGGAGCAGCUGAUUGCCAUCAGUUGUGGGGUGGCCAUGCUCAUCUCUGUCCUGGCCGUCAUCAUCUACUGCUGCGCCUGCAAGAGGUGUAAAAAAUCAGCACCACUAAUCAAGUCGGCACCGUCUGAGUCGUCAGUGUGACCCCUACAACUGGCUUUCCAUCAUCAUCAUCAUCAUCAUCAUCAUCAUCAUCAUCAUCAUCACCACCACCAUCAUCUCCUUCAUCAUUAAAGCCAACAUUCUCCGUUCACUGGACAAACAAAGUGUGUCACGUUGAACAGAAUUAGAAACGUAACCGGACCAAAUGUGACUAUUUAUUGUAAUCUAUCAAUUAACUUAUUCAAAGUGUGCCAAUUAUUUAAUUUUUUUGUAAUAAAUAUAUAUAAAAAA